AUGCAUAGGCUUGGUACAAUCUUUAUGGACCUUGAUGCCCUGUCUGGCAUCGUUGUGUACAAGCAUACCGGUCCGGGUGUCACUACUGUGACGGCUGCGCUGGACCGCAUCACGAUAGCUCACCCACUUACAGAGAUUUGCGAUCUCGAAUACAGUGGUCAAGUAACCUACGCAACCGGCCGAAGUAGUGUAGAAAUCACAUGUAAGGUUGCUAGAGCUAGAGGAGAAGGCGAGCCCAGCAAGCCGGAAGACGUACUGCUGACAUGCACCUUCACAAUGGUUGCUUUGGACCCUGUAACCAAGAAACCAACCAAUGUGCCAAAGCUCAUCUGCUCUACCCCCGAGGAGGAGGAGAUAUUCAAGGCCGGCGAGGCGAAAUCUCUGGCCAAGAAAGAAAUGCUUAAGAACUCUCUUCUCGAGCAGGAGCCCAAUGACCCUGAAUCGGCCCUGAUUCACAAGAUCUGGCUGAAGCAGGUCGAGUACCACGACCCAAACAAGAGUUUGCGACAGCCAUCAAACGUGGUGGCUAUGUCCAGGACACAGCUUUCGACAGCUUCCAUCAUGCAGCCGCAGUACCGCAAUAGGCACCAAACGAUGAUUUUUGGUGGCUAUCACUUGAAGCAGACCUUCGAGCUGGCUUUCUGCUGUGCUGCCAGUUUCGCGCAUGCACGCCCUACAUUUAUCAGUGCCGAUCCCUGCACCUUCCGCAAUCCUGUUCCGGUUGGUAGUGUGCUGUAUCUGACUGCGACUGUGGCAUACACCGAUCCACCAUUGCUAGAGGAAGAUGGCAGCGAUCCACAGCAGAAAGACCCAAAGAAUCCAAUGACGCGUGUGCAUGUCCGCGUCGACAGCAAGGUCCGAGAUGUUGAACAUGGCAAUGCCAAUUCAACAGGGCAGUUCAAUUACACCUUUUCUGUCCCUAGGGACGUCAAGGUCUUGCCGCAUACAUACCAGGAGUACAUGAUGUACGUCGAUGCCAGAAGGAGAGUGAAGAUUGGAGAUCUUCAGAAGCGUCAAGAUGAGGCCGACUCACCUGACGACAAGAUCCGAAUCGCAGAGAACGCGAGCGUUACAGAGUAA
This is a messenger RNA of Phaeoacremonium minimum UCRPA7, 1080 nucleotides long. Its product is annotated as putative acyl- thioester protein. Gene Ontology annotation, molecular function: fatty acyl-CoA hydrolase activity. Lineage: Eukaryota; Fungi; Ascomycota; Sordariomycetes; Togniniales; Togniniaceae. The transcript has a single exon. Gene Ontology annotation, biological process: acyl-CoA metabolic process. Bases 1 to 1080 code for a protein of 359 amino acids. The record is from RefSeq and is a predicted model, not a curated record. Gene Ontology annotation, cellular component: mitochondrion.